GCAGCAAAUUGACAUGACAAACAUUACUUUACAAAAAAUACAACUCAAGGCAGCGACACAUUCUACUUAAACAACCAACUGCAGUGUUGAAUCCUUUGAUUUUGGUCGACGAACUAUUAGCCCGCUUAACAUCUCACUGCUAGCAAAGUUAGCUUUAACGUCGCAAGCAGGAAGUCCAAUCCGAGUCUGCGCGGUCACAGCGAGCUAUGACAAGAGGCACCAAGAUGAGAACCUGAUCAGGCAAAACAACCUGUUGAUUAAAAAACAUAUAAUUUUAACCUGUCAAGAAAUGAGAGCCGUUCUUGUAUGGAAAGAAACAACACGUCAACACUGUGUUUAUGACCUUGCAUUCAAACCAGAUGGCAGCCAGCUAAUUGUUGCAGCAGGCCUUCAUGUCCUGGUCUAUGAUACCUCAGAUGGAACUAUUAUUCAGCCUUUAAAAGGACAUAAAGAUGUAGUCUACUGUGUAGCCUAUGCCAAGGAUGGUAAAAGAUUUGCCUCUGGCUCUGCAGACAAAAGCAUUAUCAUUUGGACAUCUAAAUUGGAGGGUAUUUUAAAGUACACACACUAUGACUCUAUCCAAUGUGUUGCCUACAACCCAGUGACUCACCAACUUGCAUCCUGUUCCUCCGGUGACUUUGGUCUGUGGUCACCAGAGCAAAAGUCAGUGAAUAAGCACAAAGUGAGCAGCAAAAUAACAUGUUGUGGGUGGACAAAUGAUGGGCAGUACCUUGCCCUUGGUAUGAUGAAUGGAGUGGUGAGCAUUCGCAACAAGAAUGGCGAGGAGAAAGUCAAGAUCGACCGUUCAGGCAACUCCUCCAGUCCAAUCUGGUCCAUAGCUUGGAACCCCUCCAAGGAUGAGCAACAUGACAUUCUGGCCGUUGCCGACUGGGGUCAGAAGCUUUCCUUCUAUCAACUCAGUGGAAAGCAGAUUGGAAAGGACAGGAGUCUCAGUUAUGACCCGUGUUGCGUCAGUUACUUUUCUAAGGGCGAGUACAUAGUCAUGGGUGGCGCUGACAAACAGGCCUCCCUCUACACCAAAGAUGGUGUGCGACUGGGUGUCAUUGGAGAGCAGAAUUCCAGGGUGUGCACGUGCCGUGUCAAGCCUGACUCCAACUUUGUGGUGAUGGGCUGCCAAGAUGGGACAAUCGCCUGCUACCAGCUCAACUUCAGUACAGUUCAUGGCCUCUACAAGGAUCGCUAUGCCUACAGAGACAACAUGACUGAUGUCAUUGUCCAGCACCUCAUCACUGAAGGAAAAGUGAGGAUUAAGUGUGGUGAGCUGGUGAAGAAAAUCGCCAUCUACAAAAACCGUCUUGCCAUCCAGCUGCCAGAGAAGAUAAUAAUCUAUGAGCUUUUCUCAGAAGACUCCUCCGACAUGCGCUACCGCAUCAAAGAGAAGAUUUGCAAGAAAUUUGAUUGCAACUUGCUAGUGGUCUGCUCCAAUCACAUCGUCCUUUGCCAGGAGAAGAGACUUCAGUGUCUGUCCUUCUCCAGUGUCAAAGAGAAAGAAUGGGUGAUGGAGUCUCUAAUUCGCUACAUCAAAGUGAUCGGUGGACCACCAGGCAGAGAAGGCCUCCUGGUGGGGUUAAAAAACGGAGCUAUCUUAAAGAUUUUUGUAGACAACCCAUUUCCCAUUACACUGCUGAAGUUGUCAACAUCUGUGAGAUGUCUGGAUAUGAGUGCCUCGCGAAAAAAACUGGCUGUGGUGGACGAGCACAAUACCCUUCUGGUCUACGACAUUAACAGCAAAGAACUGCUUUUUCAGGAGCCUAAUGCUAACAGUGUAGCCUGGAAUACUCAGUGUGAGGUCAUGCUGUGCUUCUCUGGCAACGGCUACCUUAACAUCAAGGCUAGUAACUUCCCUGUACACCAGCAGAAGAUGCAAGGUUUCAUGGUCGGCUUCAAUGGCUCCAAAAUCUUCUGUCUCCACGUCUAUUCCAUGUCUGCUGUGGAGGUACCUCAGUCAGCACCCAUGUACCAGUAUCUGGAGAGGAAGAUGUUUAAAGAGGCCCACCAGAUCGCCUGUUUAGGUGUAACAGACAGCGAUUGGAGGGAUUUGGCUACAGAAGCUCUAGAGGGUCUUGAUUUUGACAUUGCCAAGAAGGCCUUUAUUAGAAUACAAGACCUGCGCUACCUUGAGCUCAUUAAUAGUAUUGAGGCCAGGAAGAAACGGGGAGAAAAUGACAACGACUUGUUCCUGGCAGACAUCUACGCCUACCAAGGGAAAUUCCACGAGGCAGCCAAGCUCUACAAGCGUACCGGCCAGGAACCCAAGGCCUUGAGCAUGUACACUGAUCUGCGCAUGUUUGAGUAUGCAAAGGACUAUGUUGGCGCAGCAGACCCUAAGACUUCUCGAAUCCUGAUGGCCAAGCAGGCAGACUGGGCCAAGUGCAGCAAGGAGCCCCAGGCGGCAGCUGAGAUGUACAUUUCAGCCGGAGAGAAUCUCAAAGCCAUUGACGUUUUAGGGGAGCAUGGCUGGGGAGACAUGCUGAUAGACUUGGCUCGUAAGCUGGACAAGGCUGAACGAGAACCACUGGCGAAAUGCGCUUUCUAUUUUAAGAAGCUGAAGCACCACGGCUAUGCCUCUGAGAUUUAUUCCAAGAUGGGGGACUUGCAGGCCCUGGUGCAGCUGCAUGUGGAAACCCAGCAUUGGGAAGAGGCCUUCUCACUGGCAGAGAAGCAUCCCCAGUUUAAAAAUGACGUCUUUGUGCCUUAUGCUCAGUGGCUGGCUGAGAAUGACCGCUUUGAGGAGGCGCAAAAAGCAUUUCACAAGGCCGGGCGACAGAAUGAAGCUGUCAGAGUCUUGGAGCAGCUUACUCAGAACGCAGUGGUGGAGAGGAGGUUCGAUGACGCAGGCUAUUAUUACUGGAUGCUCUCGAUGCAGUGUCUUGACAUUGCCAGAGAAAAUGAAGCUCAGCGAGAUGAAAUGCUGAAAAAGUUUGAACAUUUUCAAAGUCUUGCAGAGCUCUACCACGUCUAUCACCCCAUUCAGCGCUACACGGAUGAGCCCUUCAGUUCCCUCAUGCCAGAGACGCUGUUCAACAUCUGUAGGUUCCUCCUGAGCAACCUCCCCAAGGACAACCCACCACCAGGCAUUUUUAAAGUUAAUACCUUGUACGCUCUAGCCAAGCAAAGUAGAAAACUUGGUGCUUAUAAACUGGCCAGACUUUGCUACGAGAAGCUCCAGAAGUUGUACAUUCCCUCUCGGUUUCAGGAGUCCGUAGAACUGGACAGCCUCACUAUCCGGGCCAAACCAUUCCACGACAGUGAGGAGCUGACUGAAGCCUUGAUGUGUUACCGCUGCUCCAACAAGCCCCUGCUGAACAACCAGGGGACGGCGUGCCUCAACUGCAAGCAGCCUUUCAUUUAUUCAGCCUCAUCCUAUGAGGUGUUGCCCCUAGUGCAGUUCUACUUGGAAGAGGGCAUCAGUGACGAGGAGGCUGUGUCUCUUAUUGACCUAGAAGUUCCUCACACAGAGCAAACGGAUGACCGCUGGCAGCAUAUGGACAAUGAUAUGCAAGUUUUAAAGAUGGAUGAUGGCUUGGAGGAUCCAGUGGAAGACCCUUUCACACCCAAAAUGAUCUUUGAGCAGGGUGGCUCGCACUUUGUCCCCGUCAAGGUGAAUCACUCUGUGCUGCGCUUCAUGAGCAGGAGGGAUGUCCUGAUCAAACGCUGGCCCGCGCCACUCAAAUGGGAAUACUUCCGCUCCCUGCUUCCUGACGUGAGCAUCACCAUGUGUCCCACCUGCUUCAAGAUGUUCCACAGUGAAGACUAUGAACUGCUUGUGCUUCAGCACAACUGCUGUCCCUUCUGUCGAAGACCCAUAGAUGAACCAAACUGAUCCACUUGACGACAUCAGUUGUUCUUCACAGUCACUGCAGUGUCUGCAGAUUUGUAUUUAUUGUCUCAGUAUGGUACAUAUUAUUCCUUCACAUUUAUGAAGGAUCAGUAACUGUAGAUUACUCCACAUUUUGUGGCGUACACAAUUAGCCAGUCAACCCUACCGGAUCACGGGAUCAGAUGAAUUACGUCACUUUUUAACGGGAAUGUAAAUGGAUGUCACAUUUUUGUAAGACAAGAACAAUAUUUUUGAGCUAUCAACAUACAUUUAUGUAUUUGUGUGUUUUUAAUCAUCAGAUUUAUCAGUGGAACCUGCAUUCCUCAGGUUUCUAUUCUAGAGCUGUAGCAUAUGUUUCAUAAUAGUUUGUCUGUUAUUUAGUCAUGAGAACAUAUUUUUAUAUUAUUGUGAUAUUGUUAUAUUUAUAUUGUUACCAUUAAACACU
Molecule: messenger RNA, 4286 nt
Organism: Dunckerocampus dactyliophorus (ringed pipefish)
Lineage: Eukaryota; Metazoa; Chordata; Actinopteri; Syngnathiformes; Syngnathidae
Gene: ift122
Product: intraflagellar transport 122 homolog (Chlamydomonas)
Exons: 29
Coding region: 290-3844 (1184 amino acids)
Biological process (GO): intraciliary retrograde transport; non-motile cilium assembly; protein localization to cilium
Cellular component (GO): intraciliary transport particle A; non-motile cilium
Molecular function (GO): protein binding
Source: RefSeq, a predicted model, not a curated record